CGAGGUAUGCCGAAAGCAUCUAGCAGUUGAUUGUGGAAUCGUUUUACACAUCAUUACAUCAUGGAAAUAUCUUUUCACGGCAAACGGGCACUCGUGACAGGUGCUGGUAAAGGUAUUGGACGUGAAAUUGCAAAGAAGCUGGUAGAAUGUGGAGCUGAAACGUUUGCCCUCAGUAGGACACAGGCAGACCUGGACUCCUUAAAGUCUGAGGUACCUAGCAUGAAUAUUGUGCAGGCUGAUUUACAAGACUGGGAUGGUUCAAGGAAAAUCGUUGAACAGCUUGGUCCCAUUGACCUUCUUGUCAACAAUGCAGCAGUGGGGAGAGGUUCUCCAUUCCUAGAGGUCAAGAAGGAGGAACUUGAUUUUAUACUUGACGUUAAUUUGAAGGCUGUAGUCAAUGUAUCGCAGGUGUGUGUAAAAGGAAUGAUAGAGAGGGGACAAGGAGGUGCUAUUGUCAACAUGUCAAGCAUAGCUUCCAAAAUGGCUUUAAAAAACCAUACAAGCUAUGGUGCCUCGAAGGCUGCGUUAGACAUGCUCACCAAGGUCAUGUGUCUGGAACUUGGUCCGCACAAGAUAAGAGUAAAUUCUCUGAAUCCGACAGUUGUAUGGACAAAGAUGGGAAAGUCAGGAUGGAGUGACCCGGCUAAGUCUGGGCCCAUGUUGGCAAGAACUCCAUUAAAUAAGUUUGCAGAGUUAGAAGAUGUUGUGAAUGCCACCCUGUUUCUGCUGAGUGACAAGAGUGCAAUGGUCAAUGGUACCGCCAUGUUAUUGGAAGGAGGACUGUGUUGUAGCUAGAAAACCGGCUAUCACACUCACUAAUCAUGAUCUUCUUGGAUGUCAAUCAUUGAUUGACUUGUUUGUAAUAGUUAUUGAUAAUUGAAAUAAAUAAUUCAUCACGUAAAAAUCAGGCUAAGAUGGUAAAUCGUGACAGAAUCGUGUCAUAUUACAUGUGUAUAUGAUUAUAUAUUUUUAUCAUUUCAUUACUAUAUAUUAGGUGUAGUAAUCAUUCCUUUUUCAUUUGUUUUUUCUUAACCUAUAUGCAGUCUUCAAAAUCCAAGGUUCCCAUCAUAUACCUUCACUGCACAUCUCUGUAUUUUGGUAAAACCAAAGACACGUCCAUUUGAUCGGUGCCAGGUGUAAAAAUGAAACAACCAGAAAAGACAGUCCAGGAACUCCUUCUUUAAGAGAUUAUUAAAGUUCAAGUCUGACGGCAUUAAACUUCUCGUAAUGCUGCUGUAUUAUUCAUUGCUAUUGUUAUACAGAACCAGUCAUUAUCUGCAAUGUGGUCUUGUUAGGACUUUUGUAUGUCACAUAAUUAGGGGGGGGGGGGGGGGGGAAAUAACUUAGUGAUCACACUGUAAGUGCUUGAUUUUGAAGAAAUCAUAUUAGCAUAUUUAUCACACUAUUCAACGGUUGCUAGUGAAUUCACCCGUGCAAUAUUUUUUUUUUUAUAUGUCGUCGGUGUAAUAUACCCUGGACAGUUUAUUACUGGAUGCGCCAUUCAAAUAUCGAUUGUGUAGUCAUAAUAUUGAUAAUCACAACAUGUAAAUGUGUUAAUGGCACAACAGAAUGCCUGACUCUGUUUAACCAGUCAAAACAUAGGUUUUCUGAGUUAAGUGAUAAUGAUAUUUUGUAUUUAGAAUAUGUUCACAUCUAUAAAAUGCCUCUGGAAAUGUUAAUGUUGCUAGCAAUAAUGAAAAGACUGGUUUCGUAAAAUCUCAUAUGAAACGAAAACUCAUUAUAUGUAUUUGACAGGUUGUGUCAAUGUCUUGUCAGUCACUUGACCAUUAAAAAUAUAUGUGAUUUAUAUUUAGAGGAAGAGAAAUUAUGCUAUGAUUAUUCAUAGUGCUGUAGCCAAAGGACCAAUAUAAUCUUUCACCCCUAUUGGGGCGAGGUAGGGGGAUCUCAAAAACAAAUCUUUAAAUGUUUGAAGAGUUGUUCAUGUUUUGCAGUCAUGAAUUACAUUCAAUGGUUAAUUUGAGGUAUGAUAGCUCUUUAGAGAAAUUAAUGCUAUGCUUUCUGUCAAACAGAAAUGUACUCGCCUACAAAGUGAAAUCUUUACCCAUAGUCAUGUAUAUUUUUAUGUAGCUUUCUCAUUUAAUGUUUUAUAUUAUAAUCCUUAUGUCACUUUAAAAACACCCGUAAUGCAUUGAAUUCAAAGUAAGACUCGCUGUUUUAGAAUCCAAGAUCUCUAGAACCGUGAUGUUCCCACUUUAAAGAUAGAAGAUCUUCGAGAUUAUUGUAUAACUAAAUAAAAUAAUUUCUAAAAAUGAAA
This is a messenger RNA of Pecten maximus, 2275 nucleotides long. RefSeq names its product L-xylulose reductase-like. The transcript is spliced from 7 exons. Lineage: Eukaryota; Metazoa; Mollusca; Bivalvia; Pectinida; Pectinidae. Bases 61 to 795 code for a protein of 244 amino acids. Gene Ontology annotation, biological process: xylulose metabolic process; glucose metabolic process. The record is from RefSeq and is a predicted model, not a curated record. Gene Ontology annotation, molecular function: L-xylulose reductase (NADPH) activity; carbonyl reductase (NADPH) activity.